This is a messenger RNA of Porites lobata, 1686 nucleotides long. NCBI's taxonomy places the organism in Eukaryota, Metazoa, Cnidaria, Anthozoa, Scleractinia, Poritidae. The record is from the annotation of a GenBank genome assembly.
GGAGUUAUAAAGCGUCAAGUCAACCUGGAAUUACACUCUCCCGGAUGUAAACUAACAAAGAAUAAUAAUAUUAGUGGUAACAACAGUAAUUUGACAUGGUGUUUUGAGGAUCCGGUAUUUAAAGCUGAUGAAGCACAGGUAUUUCUUUCGGGCUGAUAAAUAAAUGAGCUUUGUUGAAAAGACCAGUGCUAAACGUGACUCGACUUUCGAAAACAAGCUGGGCAGAUAAUUAAAAUUACUGGCGGAAAUUUCAUAAGAGAAAUGCGUUUUCGUUGAGAGAAAAGGGGCACAUCCUGUUUUCUUCAUUACGGACCCAGUGGUAUAUCAAGAAGCAGAUUUGUGAUUUCUGCGAAUUCUUGUGAAACUUACUUGACUCUGUUAAUUAAAAUAACUCUCUGUGAAAUUCAAAAGGAUUAAACUAUUUCUGAUGAGUUUUUUUGUCAUUUUCAGGCUUGGAAGUGGUGCCUUGUGCCUCUUUUAAUCUACAUAAUGGAGCGACUCACUCGGACUUUCAGGAGCUUGCAAAACGUGGAUCUUCUUCAGGUGAUAAAAACAGAACGUCUCCUGCCACUUUUGGGUCGCGCGUUUAAAAUGACAUUCUCCCUCGUUUAACUAAUCUUGUAACAAAAUCUGUUUGUUUGUUUGUUAAUUAUCUCUUAAAACUUGUUAUAGGUUUUUCAACAUACGGAUGGAGUCGUGGAAGUAAAGAUGAGCAAACGUAAUUUUAGUGCUGCUGCGGGACAGGUAAUGUCACCAUCUAUCCAGGUGGUCUUCCUUGUCAGAUAUCUAGAAUAUAUAGAUUUUAUUUAAAAAAAUUAUUGACGAGAAUCAUUUAUCACUUAAAAUAAUACAGUUAAAAAUGAACUCUGAUUUUAUUUCACGUUGUUUUAUUUUAGUAUGUCUUCAUUAAAUGUUCAGAUGUGUCUGCAUUCGAGUGGCACCCGUUUACCCUGACUAAGGUGAGUAAAUCAGCUGCUGUCGCUUUCAUUUUUUAUUGGAAACAAUCAACUGCUGGACGAUCAUAGGAUGGUGGUCUUGUUUGUGACCUUCCUGUUUCAGGCUCUGUAUAAAACUAAUCAAACAUCUUCGUCAAUUCUAGAGUUGUAACCGUUUUAGGUAAAGAGAACUACGACUGCCAAAGAAAACGUUAAUCUUUUGCAACGGAACCUGAACAACCAAUCUUGACUUAUAAAAGUAAUCCAUUUAAAGGACCGUUCUGGCCUUGCACAAACCACUGCCGUUUAACUAAUGCGUUGUGGUGCAGGUAGUCUUUAAUUUUUAUUCUUUUUACAGUUUAUCUUUCUUGUAAAAGGCUUGUACACAUUACAGUGAGCAAAGUGUUGGGUACACUGAUUCAACGUACCUCACUCAGUUACGUCGUAUUUCUCACUACAGUGUCCUGUGUCGGAUGAUCCCUCAUUUUCCAUUCACUGCAAGACUCUGGGAAAUUGGACUGGUAAGUAAAAAAGCAAAGCGACUAAAAACAAACAAAAAACAUGAAAUUUUAAAUAAUAGAUUGAUACCUAAUGACCCAGGAAGUCUCACGGCUAAUUAUUCAUCGUAAUUUUCCUAGAGAAAUUUACGGACUUAUUGCUUCAAGCGUCAGCAGAAGAAGAUAAGAAAAGCUUCAAUUGUGGAAUAGAAAAUGGAAAAUCCUUUUCUAAUCUGACAUCCCAGAUAAAGUAG